UUCGCUUUUGCUGCAGCGCUGAACAGGCAGCGCAACUAGUGUUCCCUCCCAUCCCGAGCAUCGCACCCUCUCCUUGCCUCUCUCCUCGCCAGCCACCAAUCCGCCUUCUCGCUGCUUCGUCUCCUCCAACGCCUUGUCUCCGGCCGCCGGCCUCCCGACCGCCCUACCUCACAACAACGUUUCCCGAGGAGCAACGCGAGCGAGGCCAGCAUACGGAAGGAGCGGAUCGAGGUCUUGCACGCUGGCUCCGUCAGCUGCUUCGCACCGUUCUGGAUUCGCGCCGUCGCAUGCGAUGGUUCUAGAUCAGCGCAGGUCAUCGCCGUGGAAUAUCAGGGGCGGCGAUUUCUUCACGUCGAGGGCUGGUGAGCUGGGGAGGGUCAGGAGGCUGACAGGGCGUGCAAAAGAGCAACAAGGUUGGCUGUGGGGGAGAGGCUACCUCGGAGCUUCAGGCUGCGCACGCGUCAGGAGUUUGGCGAUGGGGGAGCAGCUGCUCGGAGCUCGGCUGUGCACACCUCGUGGGAUCUGGUCUCACCAGGCACUCGAUGUCGGCCACUCAGCCUCAUCGGCAUCCCGAGGUGACACAACGACGGCCGGCGCUCGACACCAUCUUUCGCGACUCGACGACAGCCGGCUCAUAUAGCGGUACAGCGGACGGCGACCUCAGCGGGUGGGUGACGAUGACUGCAGCUGGUGCACGAGCUCUCACUCGGCUCCUCGUCUCAGGGUCCAGACUGAUAGUUGGAUGCUCUGUGCUAGCGUAUGGAAGUGCUGCAACCACUUCUGUUUCGGCUGUGAGUUCACUGGAGGAGAGAGAGUCUGGCUUGCGAGUUUCGCCGAUGCGGCCACGGCGGGGAUGCCAAACUCCGUGGAGAUGCCAAAGAUGUACUGGGAGGUGGUGCUUCCUGGAAUCCCAAUGCCUCCACCUAUCAUCAACCUGCUGUUAGCCCAACAAAACGAUAUCUCUCUCUCUCUCUCUCCCUCGCUCUCUCCCUUCCCACCUUGGUGACCUCAUUUAAGUGCUUUUGAUAAUUGGUGGUACAACUUUCCCUCUUUGAUACCAACAAAUACUUUAUAACGACUCUUAGUUUGCAAUCCAUUAUGAAACAUAAAUGAAGAUAAUAGAUGUGAAUCUUUUGUUCUAACGAUUGAUAAAUAUUAAAUUAAAGUAUAGAGACUAUUGCAUAUACAAUAUGUACCAUAAAGGAUAAGUUAACCUUUUCUCUACCACAUGAACUGAGAACUUACAAGCUAAUUUGAUAAGAAGCAUAGUACUUGUAUCAUUCGGAAAAUGGCCCUUCUGUAUUCCAUUUUCAGGGAUAGUCCUGUUGUGCUUUGUUUUAUCUAAAACUACAGGGUUCUUGUGCAGUUCAGAUGUUCUGGGAUUAGUAAGAGUUUUACUAUAUCUGAACUUCUGAAAUUAGUACGAGUCUGACAGCCUUGCAACCAAACCAAAACUAAAACUGCAGGGAUCUUGUGACAGCCUUGCAACCAAAACUAGAGAUCUUGUGGAGUUCAAAGCUAGCUGCCAUUUGUUGGAAUAUCAGUUAUCUUAUUUGUGCACGAUUAACCUGCUUAUCAUGAAAAAGUAGAAUCUUUUAGGAUGGACCAUCAAGUUGGUUGGCAUUUGUUUAGAUCUUUAUGAGAAGCAGCUCCUCUCAGUUGGACUUUUCUUUUUUAUUCAUCUUGGUAAUAUGAGAAUAUAGUUCUUAGUUAGAUAUCAGUUACACAAUUAGAACACCAUGAAUUCACUGUUUUUAUAGGACCUUGCUGCUCUGAAUCAGUGUAAUAAACUUGGUGUACAAAAUACAUGUAGAUUUUGUUUUAUUCAUCAAAUAACACAUCCAGAAUCCUUGUUAACAUUGACCCUGCUGAUGCGAAUCAAUGUAAUAAUCUCCUUUAUGAUUCUAUCUACCCAUAUGAUCAACUCAAUUGAAUUAAUUUUCAUAUUCUAGACGUUCUGUUUUAUUGGUUGUGGUUCUGAAUAAUUUUGGCUGGUCGUUGGAGCAGAAGCAAUGAAGCUUGAAGUUUAGAAGUUUGGGGGAUGGCAACAAUACUGCUCUUUACACUGCCUGUCAUUGUUAUUUCAUGUUUCUGAAUUUAAGUACCGAGAACUAAGUGUCGCGUGUUGUCAAACUUUAAUGUUAUGUCCUGUCUUGAGAGUUUGAUUUGGGCGAGUGUGUACUAAACUACUGUUGGAUGCUAUGUUUGAGUCAAGAUAUGCUUAUGUGUGAUCGGUGUUAAAUUUGUAACAUAUUGUUAUAUUUGUCA
Molecule: messenger RNA, 2268 nt
Organism: Triticum aestivum (bread wheat)
Lineage: Eukaryota; Viridiplantae; Streptophyta; Magnoliopsida; Poales; Poaceae
Exons: 3
Coding region: 543-944 (133 amino acids)
Source: RefSeq, a predicted model, not a curated record